AUGAAGAUUCUCCACCUCUUGUCCACGGCAAUCCUCGCCAGGUCUGCUCCAACAGUUCCGGCUUUCGGCAUGACGGCCGAUACUCGUGACUCCGUCAGCACCGCCACUGCCUUACUCGAUAAGCGACAGGGCGCCUGCGGUACCUGGACCACCAGUACUGGUGUGGUAGGCGACGGAAAUCCGUGGCAGGCUCAUCUGCACAUCCAGGUCAGCCUGACACCGGCUUCCGUGUCCAUCACUGUCGGCUCUGCCACCUCGGGCAGCGUUUCUAGCUGGAUCAGCGGUGGCUUCGCAGUGGAGAUGUCCAUCGAAACCGGAAAGACGCGCGCUUGCGACGGCGGCCCAGGUAAGACUGUAUUCACCUGGAAGGCCGUCAGGCGUACGGCAUACAAGGUCCAAGACUACAGAUUCAACCAGCGCAACGCGGGCGAGCCAGCGAGGAAUGUCCACGAGAAGAUUUCGCCCAACAGGAACGGCGUGGGCGGCGACUUUUAUUGUGGUCGCGGCGAUGCGUGCCGGAACCGUGGUGACCAGUAUGUAUGA
Messenger RNA from Parathielavia appendiculata, 543 nucleotides. RefSeq lists its product as uncharacterized. The transcript is spliced from 3 exons. The record is from RefSeq and is a predicted model, not a curated record. Lineage: Eukaryota; Fungi; Ascomycota; Sordariomycetes; Sordariales; Chaetomiaceae. The coding region runs from base 1 to 543 and encodes 180 amino acids.